Colletotrichum abscissum is the source of this 1077-nucleotide messenger RNA. Its product is annotated as WD domain-containing protein. Gene Ontology annotation, biological process: RNA export from nucleus; transcription-dependent tethering of RNA polymerase II gene DNA at nuclear periphery. The transcript has 3 exons. The record is from RefSeq and is a predicted model, not a curated record. Gene Ontology annotation, molecular function: RNA binding; ubiquitin binding. Gene Ontology annotation, cellular component: nuclear pore. The coding region runs from base 1 to 1077 and encodes 358 amino acids. NCBI's taxonomy places the organism in Eukaryota, Fungi, Ascomycota, Sordariomycetes, Glomerellales, Glomerellaceae.
AUGUCCGGCCUCUUUGGCGCCGCAUCGGCGGCCUCGUCGAGCAACACGGUCGGCGAUCUCAAGCAGGACGUCGCUCUCAACAACCCACCCGAAGACAGCAUUUCCGAUCUCGCCUUCUCUCCCGCCCAGAACCAGACCAGCGACUUCCUGGCAGUCUCCAGUUGGGACAAGAAAGUCAGGAUAUACGAGAUUGCCCCCAACGGGCAGAGCGAAGGGCGGCACGCCUACGAACACGAUGGCCCAGUCUUGGGCUGCGACUGGUCCAAGGACGGCACAAAAGUUCUCUCUGGCGGCGCCGACAAGGCCGUCAAGCUCUGCGACCUGGGCUCCCAGCAGACAAUCAAGAUUGGCGAGCACGACCAGCCCGUCAAGUCGGUCCGCUUCUUCGAGUCGUCCGGUACUCCGAUGGCCGUGUCGGGCUCCUGGGACAAGACGGUCAAGUACUGGGACAUGCGCUCGCCCACACCCGCGGCGUCGCUGGCCUGCCAGGAACGCGUAUACACGAUCGACGUGCGAAACGAUCUCCUCGUCAUAGGAACCGCCGACCGGUACAUCAACGUGGUGGACCUCAAGAACCCGACAAAGUUUUACAAGACCCUGCAGAGUCCUCUCAAGUGGCAGACGAGGGUCGUCAGCUGUUUCGCGGACGCUGCUGGCUUUGCCAUUGGUAGUAUCGAGGGACGGUGCGCGAUUCAGUAUGUCGAGGACAAGGAUGCUACAUCCAACUUCUCCUUCAAGUGCCACCGAGACCCUCCCGCCAACAACGUCACCAACGUCUACGCUGUCAAUGACAUCUCCUUCCACCCCGUUCACGGCACCUUCAGCACGGCCGGCUCUGACGGCACCUUCCACUUCUGGGACAAGGAUGCCAAGCACCGUCUCAAGGGCUACCCCCAGGUCGGCGGCAGCAUCACGGCCACUACCUUCAACAAGACCGGAUCCAUCUUCGCGUACGGUAUCAGUUAUGACUGGGCUAAGGGCUUCCAGCACAACACGCAGGCGUACCCCACCAAGGUCAUGUUGCACCCGGUUCAGGCGGAUGAGUGCAAGCCUCGCCCGACCAUGAAGAAGCGAUAA